AGUAGCAAGAAGGAGCAAUAUGCCGCGCUUCAAUUUUGAGUCUUACAUUUCCAAGAACUCGUUGAAUAAUUUUAGUCCAUUGCAUGAUCUAGAUCCGCAAGCAGAUUGGGAAGAUAAACGCAAGACAGAGAUCGCAGAUGGAGAGCAACCUGUUGAACCUAAGGCAUCUUCAACAUCGUCUGACAUUGACAGGCAGCUAGUAACAGAAAUCAAUGCUUUGACAGGAGGUGAAUAUACAUUAGAAGAUCUAGGCCUACUGCCAGCAUAUCAUGAGGAGGAAAACGAUACAUUUGAAGAAAAAGGAGAAGGAUUCAAUAAUAAAGAAAAUAUUGAUGUGGAAAUUACAGAACAAACAAGUAAAGAUUCCAUUGAGACUAACCAAUCAGCAAAUCAACAAAAAGGAAAGCUUGAAAGUCCUAAGCCUGCAAGAAAGAUGACAACUAGUGCGGCCGUCGCAGCGCCACUAACACUUAAGAUGGCAGAUAACACAGCUAGUUUUGAUAUCAAACACUCCAAUACUAUUAAAACGGAACCAGAAACCCAUAUAGGACACACAUACGAUGGUGGCAUGUUUCAUAUAACCGAUGGUGGUAUGUUUCAUAGAACCGAUAGUGAAAAGUAUGCAAAUCCAAAUCUUAAACUUAAGGCCGAACAACACGCAACAUCUUUAAUCUAUACCGAUGACAGGAAUUUCCUUCACCCUGUAAGAAAUACGAAUGAGAUCAAGAAUUUAAUUUCUGUAUCGAAACCGGAAGUUAUGUCUCCUUUACCAAAUGAAGUGGAAGAAGCAUUAGGCAGAUUAAAGAAUAUACCCGCCCAACAAGUUUCGCAUUUUGCACACCUUGGAGACUACGUCCGCCAUCUGCAGGCCAAUGAAAGAAUAUGCGAUGUAACCGUUCACAUCGGUACUGUAAAGUAUGCUGCACAUCGCAUAUGUCUUGCAUGUUACAGCGAUUACUUCGCCGAUAUUUUUUACAGCAGAGGUGAGAAACAGCGUGUCCCACUUACUGUCCGACUUAAAGGUAUUAAACCAAUUGCGUUCGAAAUCUUACUCAAAUACAUUUACACCGGGAUAUUAGAUGUCUAUCCAGAUGUCGUUGGUGAUUUGAUGACGAUGGCAGAAAGUCUACGAAUCCCGAUGGUGAAAACUCGUGUCAUUGAUCAUUUAGAAUGCCUACCAUUAGCAAACGCACUCGCCCUCCUGAUGAAGGAAAAGAUUUUCGGACCAUUGUACGAAAGAGUAAUGAUCGCUGUCUGCGAUCAGUUUAAUACAUUCAGACACGAAUCGGUGUUUCUAGAAAUAGACAUUGAAACAUUAAUCACCAUUCUGAGCAGUGAUAAUCUUAACAUCAGCACAGAGUUAGAUGUCUUCGGAGCAGCUAUACGCUGGAUUGCACAUAACCUAAUGAACAGAAAGCAGUACCUUAUAAGGCUGAUGCAAUGUGUGCGCUUUGCUUACAUGGACACGACAGAACUCUUCCACUGUAACGAAAGAACAGAUAUAUUGAAAGGAGAUACCCUUUGCAAACAGAUGUUACUGGAAGCUCUUUGGAUUGCAACUGCCAAGAUGUUAUGUAAAGAAGACCCAUACAACUUUGUGGUCCCAAAACAACGUAUAGCUACUAUGAAUAAACCAUUAGCUAAUCGACCUGCACAACAGCAAGAAAUGUAUCAUUCAGAAAUCCCUAUGCACACCCCCAAAAAACAGAGUGCUGGUGGUUCACGGAAAGUAGACGUAGAGGUUCAGUCCCCAAUUAUGACACCACGUUUCCAACGUUCUGAACCACAAGACGAUACACAGCAAACAUUACAAGAUGUCAUUGUGAUCGGAGGAUUUAACCCAUCUUCAAGCAGAGCAGCCGUUUCUGCUAAGUCUAUCGAAAGAUACGAUAAGAGUAACAACGCAUGGAAACAUUACUCUGAGUUACCGGAGCCUCGUCUUCAUUAUGCUGUAACAAUAUUGAAUGGAAAGAUUUACGUAACAGGUGGGAUUGAUCCAAGAAUGAAAAUAAAACUCCCAAUACCAUCAACGGAUUCCUUUGUAUACGACAUCAAAUGCAAUGCCUGGAUUAAAAUCAUGUCCAUGAAUACGGCUAGGAUGUACCACUCAUUGUGCUCUCUGUGUGGAAUGGUGUACGCCAUUGGUGGACAGGAUGGCGAUAACAGUGUAUUGAAUACAGUGGAAUGUUAUAAUCCAAUGACCGAUAACUGGUUCUUUGUCAAGUCAAUGCCAACAGCGAGGCUGGGUGCUGCAGUUGGAAACCUUGAUGGUAUAAUGUUUGUUACUGGAGGUUAUGGAGAAAAUAUCAGCAGAAGGUCUGGAAUGCCUGUUCUUGACACCGUAGAAAGCUUCGAUCCAAGAAAAAACAUAUGGACCGUUCAUAACAAUCUUCGGUUUCCUCGUUGCCAUGGUAAUAUCGUCACUAUCAACGGCAUAAUGUAUCUUUGCGGUGGAGCAACCCGAUCUUAUACAAGCAUGGAUUCUGUGAUCAGCAGUGUGUCUAGUAUCGAUGUAUACAACAAAGAACAUGAUGUCUGGGAAUUUUGCUCUGAUAUGGUAGUAUCCAGACAUGAUGCUGCCGUUGCCUCAGUUGGUGACCUUAUAUACAUAAUUGGAGGUGCAUCCACACAGUCUAACCGAAUUUUGAGAUCAGUCGAAUGUUUUGAUACUUCAACAAAAUCAUGGGUUCCUGGGGUUCAAGAUCUGCCUUAUCCAUCGAAGUGGAUACGAAGCCUGUCCAUUGUUAGCAAGUAAAGGGAAGAGUUAAUGUCGAUGUCCAAAGAAGAGGUUAUAGAAACUGAACUGAAUGAUUUCUUAAUAAGCAUUGUUAAUGAUAUAACAAUAAAUAUAUAUGCAUUCUUAA
Mytilus californianus (California mussel) is the source of this 2864-nucleotide messenger RNA. Its product is annotated as kelch-like protein 2. Gene Ontology annotation, molecular function: protein binding. The coding region runs from base 20 to 2755 and encodes 911 amino acids. The record is from RefSeq and is a predicted model, not a curated record. The transcript has 9 exons. Lineage: Eukaryota; Metazoa; Mollusca; Bivalvia; Mytilida; Mytilidae.